Messenger RNA from Cyphellophora europaea CBS 101466, 1641 nucleotides. RefSeq lists its product as uncharacterized. Gene Ontology annotation, cellular component: nucleus; cytoplasm. NCBI's taxonomy places the organism in Eukaryota, Fungi, Ascomycota, Eurotiomycetes, Chaetothyriales, Cyphellophoraceae. The coding region runs from base 1 to 1641 and encodes 546 amino acids. The record is from RefSeq and is a predicted model, not a curated record. Gene Ontology annotation, molecular function: protein serine/threonine phosphatase activity. The transcript has 3 exons.
AUGGGCCAGCAACAGUCCAAAGGCAGCAGCGAUGGUACCCGCACUCCUCUGAAAAGUGGCUCUUCCUCGAACCUCGUCCCCGAUGGCUUGCAGCAGUACCCCUCCUUCUCUAAAUCCGAUACCAAAGAAAGCACUUCGCGUUCCAUUCGCUCCUCGAUAAGAAGCAAGAUCAGAAGUGGUUCCACCGAUGACAAGACCGAUUCUCCGCGCGCCAGCGCAUCGGCCCUGGCUGGUCUUGACGGCGCUGACAAAAGUGAGACCAGCUCUGUGAAAUCGGGUGCCAGUGCCUCCACCAAACGCUCUGCUCAAGCCCAGUCCCCGACCGCCAUCGACGACGAUGAUGACGAGGCUCCUUCGCCAGGCAAUGCCACACCCGCUCGACCUCCAUCUCCCACGCAAUCCAAGUCAGUUGGUAAAGGCCAUAAAUCCUUAGACCGCGCCCAACGAACCGGCGAGGUAGGCGCAGUAUCAUCUGACGCACCUAACCAAGCUCAUCAUCACUCCGCCACGCAGAAAGCUGGCGACUCGAUCCUCGUCAAGCGUGACAACCAGAUCAAUCCACGUGCUCCCGAAACCAAAGCCUCACUGCGCGCUAAACUAGCCGAAGGUCUUCCAGGUGCAUCGCCUGGUGGGAGCAUGACGCUCAAUGAUGUCAGUGACAUGGAUUUGGACGAUAUGAUAUCUCGUCUCCUCGAUGCGGGCUACUCUACCAAGGUCACCAAGGCUGUUUGCCUCAAAAAUGCCGAGAUCACCGCCAUCUGCACUGCUGUUCGCGAGGUUCUCCUCUCCCAACCGGCGUUACUAGAGCUCAGUGCGCCUGUCAAGAUUGUUGGUGACAUCCAUGGACAGUACAACGAUCUGAUCCGCCUCUUCGAGAUGUGUGGCUUUCCACCAACUUCCAACUUCCUCUUCCUAGGAGAUUACGUGGACCGUGGCAAGCAGUCGCUCGAAACUAUUCUGCUUCUCUUUUGCUACAAGCUCAAAUAUCCCGAGAACUUCUUCAUUCUUCGAGGGAACCACGAGUGCGCCAAUGUCACUCGCGUGUACGGCUUCUACGAUGAGUGCAAACGAAGAUGCAAUAUUAAGGUUUGGAAGACUUUCAUCGACACUUUUAAUUGCUUGCCAAUUGCUGCGAUUGUUGCUGAAAAGAUCUUCUGCGUUCAUGGUGGCCUGUCACCAAGUCUGACACAUAUGGACGAUAUUCGUCAAAUUGCUCGACCGACAGACGUGCCUGACUAUGGGUUACUCAACGAUCUACUGUGGAGCGACCCGGCUGACAUGGACCAAGACUGGGAAUCUAAUGAGCGUGGUGUCUCCUACUGCUUUGGUAAGAAGGUCAUCAUCGAUUUCUUGGCGAGACACGAUUUCGACCUUGUGUGCCGUGCACACAUGGUGGUUGAGGAUGGAUAUGAGUUUUUCAACGAUCGCCUUUUGGUUACGGUCUUCUCGGCUCCCAAUUACUGCGGCGAGUUCGACAAUUGGGGUGCAGUUAUGUCGGUCUCAAGCAACCUUCUAUGUAGCUUCGAACUGCUGAAACCGCUCGAUUCCAAUGCGCUGAAGAGCCAUAUCAAGAGAGGGAGAAAUGCCCGACAGAACAUGCUGAACUCUCCGCCUGCGCAGGUAUCUGCCCAGAGCUUCUAG